UUUCUAGAUGAAGCAGGCUAGUUGACGAGGGGGUGGGGUCUUUUGAUGUUGGAGUGAAGCUGUACUGAAGGUUAGACAACUCAAUUCGACUGUAUUAGAAGAUAACACUAACACUAAAUUCUUAUGCUGAAAUAUUCACUAACACUAAAUUCUUAUGCUGAAAAUUUUCACUAUCAUAGUAUAUUCUUAUGAAGCUGAAGACAUGGAAAUCGUGGUACUCGCUUGUCAUCUAUUAAGCAGUAUUUUUUAAUUCAAAUAACCUCAUUCGUAUCGUGUUUCUAACUCAGUCUAAUCGUAUCGUGUUUCUAACUCAGUCUAAUCGUAUCGUGUUUCUAACUCAGUCUAAUCGUAUCGUGUUUCUAACUCAGUCUACUACUUGUGCUAUGCUUAGAUUUCUUGAAGAGUGGACCCUCAGUCCACCUCUCUCAAGGAUCUAAUGUGCGUAUCGUUUUUCUAACUCAGUCUACAUUCGAGAUGAGCUAUUUCUUGCUCAGUCAUCGAUAAGAAAAAAAUCUGUUUAUUUCCUUUCUCAAACAAAAACGCCUAAGAAUGAAGAUCGUGAUCAUUUUAGACUCCCAAGAAUCAUCUCGGCAGUUUCGUAUCGUGUAUCUAACUCAGUCUAAUUUAGAGAAAACAAACUCUGUCUAUUAUUUUUGGAUUUACUAACGUCAACUAACAAAAACAAGUAAGUAUUAAGAACAACUCUGAUUCUGAUUCUGUUGAAGUAGAUAUCAAGUCAACAUUACAAUAUCCCUAAAAUCGUUAUCGUGCCAUCCGGUGGCGGUGGGGUGGACUGGAUCCAUCACGACCAUUUCAUCACCCUCUCAAAUUGGACAGACGAGUAAGAUUCUCACAUGUUUUUUUUCUCAGUUUUGAUCUUCCGAAAUUAGCUUCUUAACAUCUCAGGUCGUAGUAUUCUUGUCGCCAACAUUUAACAAUGUCAUUUGUUACUUUCUCAUUUUCUCAAACAACUCAAACAGAUUGAUGAAAUUUUCUAAUAACUUAUCUUAAGCCUUUUUAACCUAAAUUUUGAAUAUAACUUUCAAGCAGAAAUGGCUCACGCCAAUAAGCUGUUAAAAGAUAUUGUGAUUUCAGACUAGCUCAUCCAAUUUAGUACUAGAAAUUUAUAUAUAUGACUUCUACGAUUUAUCAACAGAACAAGAAAAUCCGGAACCAACCAGCUAUGACUAUCAUUGUUAUCAGAAUUUCAAGCACUGACCCGAAGAUAUGAACAUUUCGAAGAACGAUUUCAAGAUAAGAAUUUGAAGAUUUGAAAGUUUGUACUCAGCAACCAAACGAAAUCUAAAAAACUUGGUUACUUUCAUUAUUCGACGUAUUUUAUGCAGUUUUCGGUAUAUUUUGACGACAUUUUCAAAAAACCAAGAAUCGAAGUUUACUCAUCAGGUAGUACAGUUUACUACAACAAUAACAACAAGAUUCAAAGAAAAGUACAUCACAGAGUCAUUUUCAAGUUGAAGAUUUUGCCUAGAAGCUUUCAAAGAAAUAUCGUUAUAACUUAUCAAGAAAAGCAGAUGAAGAUUGUCAGAUUAAUUUUGAAGAUUGUAUCCAAAUCGUAUCACACUACGUAAGAUUGUUUUGUAUUGGUUUUCAGAUAGGAAAAUGGAGAAUAGAUUGUUUAUUUCUAUGGUGACAGAUUUUGAUUUUGAUUUAUUAACAGAUUCAGAAUAGCAAAGGAAUUUAGAGCAAGCAGGGGUUGGCAAGAUUUCUGACUAAGAUGAAGCAACAAAGAAGUUAUGGUAUGCUGCUUUAUUCAUAUUGUGUAGCUUCAGUGCUGUUGUUUCUUGCGGAAGUUGAAGAAGCGAUAGCACGUUGUCCAUGCUGAUUAGAUUUCAACAAAGGUUAAAGCUUCAAUGUAGUCGAAAACAAGUCAAAUCGAUUGAACAGAAGUGUUUACCUCUACAUAGCAUUGAAAAUCUUUCCAGAACAGAAUAUGUGUACGCCCAGUAAAAAAAAACAGACUCCCAUGUCGAAUUCGUCUACUACUACAGCACCAACAAACAGUUUCACCCUGAGUUCUACUGCUCAUAAUCUAUCAUACUAGGUGUGCGCCUGCUUCAUGUGGAGGUGAUGUCACAACAUGGUCGUGUGCACAAAUUUUAGUCGGUCCCCGUCUCUCACCUUUGAGGGUCUACAUCAUAGCAGCAUGCAAGAUGAACAUCAUCCUACGUCUAUUACGUCUUUUUCCGUCUACAUGCAUGUCUCUCUUGUAUCAUAGAAUAGCUUCUGAGCUUGUUUUUACAGCAUCUCGCUAAUGCUCUUAGAAGCAAGCUCGACAGCUUUAGUAUUGCAGCGACUCUAGUUUGGAGUCAGGAAUUCAUAUCUCUUCAUCAUUCCUUGUUGUAACGAGGGGGAAUAUAGUUGUCUGUGUGAUUCAGUAUGUAAAUAAACAAGUGAUCAGUCCAUUUUUUCUAAUGGCAGAAGAUCAUGUGUGAUUUUGACACCAAUUAACGUGUCUGUGCAAUGCUGCCGCCACCCUGCUCUAAAAAACUGCUGCUCGAGAAACAACAAAAACCGUAAAUUGUGAACCGAUGGAUAAGAACAACUACUGUGAUAAUGUUGUGAUUUCGAAGAAAAAACUUCAGCUUAAUAUCAUGUCAAGAAUGAUUUUUCACUCAAAAAAUUUUCUUAUCAUCUUUCUGCG
This is a messenger RNA of Amoebophrya sp. A25, 2662 nucleotides long. The record is from the annotation of a GenBank genome assembly. NCBI's taxonomy places the organism in Eukaryota, Dinophyceae, Syndiniales, Amoebophryaceae.